This is a messenger RNA of Apodemus sylvaticus (European woodmouse), 1242 nucleotides long. RefSeq names its product allantoicase (gene Allc). The transcript is spliced from 11 exons. Gene Ontology annotation, molecular function: allantoicase activity. NCBI's taxonomy places the organism in Eukaryota, Metazoa, Chordata, Mammalia, Rodentia, Muridae. The record is from RefSeq and is a predicted model, not a curated record. Gene Ontology annotation, biological process: allantoin catabolic process. The coding region runs from base 1 to 1242 and encodes 413 amino acids.
AUGGCUGAUACUCCAAAGGAGGGAAAACUGACCAGAUUUCUGGACUUUACCCAGCUGAUUGAUUUGGCCUCUGAGUGCGUGGGAGGAAAGGUUUUGUUUGCGACGGAUGACUUUUUUGGUCCUGCAGAAAAUCUCAUAAAGAGCAGCAGUCCGAGUUUUAAGGAAAAUGAAUACACUGAGUUUGGGAAAUGGGUGGACGGAUGGGAGACCAGGCGUAAACGAAUUCCAGGUCAUGACUGGUGUGUCAUCCAACUGGGAAUACAGGGCAUUAUCCGUGGUAUCGACGUGGACAUUUCUUACUUCUCAGGAAACUAUGCUCCUCGCAUGUCAAUUCAAGCUGCAAACUUGAGUGAAGAUACAAUGACAAACAUCACACCCAGGGGAGUUAAGAUGGGAGCUGCAGCAACACCUGAGGAAUUUGAAGCCGUUACUGAGCUGAAAUCGCACUCCUGGGAUUACCUGGUUCCCAUGUCAGAGCUUAAGCCAGGGGACCCUGACUCCAGCCACAACUAUUUUUUUGUUAAUUCCCAGCAAAGAUGGACUCAUAUAAGACUCAACAUCUUCCCAGAUGGUGGUGUUGCACGCCUUCGAGUGUACGGUACUGGACAGAGGGACUGGGCUGCCUUGGAUUCCACGGAACCUGUAGACCUGGUGGCCAUUGCGUUUGGGGGCGUCUGUGUAGGAUUUAGUAAUGCACACUUUGGACAUCCAAAUAAUAUGAUAGGUGUUGGUGAGCCCAAGUCCAUAGCAGAUGGUUGGGAAACUGCGAGAAGAUUGGACAGACCCCCGGUGUUAGAAGGUAGUGAGAACGGCCUUCUCCCGGUCCCGGGUUGUGAGUGGGCAGUGUUCCGAUUGGCACAUCCUGGAGUCAUCACUCAAAUUGAAAUUGAUACGAAGUUCUUUAAAGGCAAUUCUCCUGACAGCUGCAAAGUGGAUGGGUGCAUCCUGACCACACUGGAAGAGGAAGACAUGAUCAGGCAGAAGUGGAAUCUUCCUGCCCAUAAGUGGAAGUCAUUGCUUCCAGUCACCAAGCUAAUUCCCAACCAAAAUCACUUGUUGGACAGCCUGACCCUGGAGCUUCAGGAUGUCAUCACUCAUGCCAGGAUUACCAUUGCCCCCGACGGCGGUGUGAGCCGCCUUCGGCUCAAGGGCUUCCCUAGUUCCAUCUGCUUACUGCGGCCGCUCCGUGAGAAGCCCAUGCUGAGGUUCUCCCUCAAGGCGGGCUUCAGGGCGAAUCUUUAA